Macroventuria anomochaeta is the source of this 2494-nucleotide messenger RNA. RefSeq lists its product as uncharacterized. The record is from RefSeq and is a predicted model, not a curated record. NCBI's taxonomy places the organism in Eukaryota, Fungi, Ascomycota, Dothideomycetes, Pleosporales, Didymellaceae. The transcript has 3 exons. The coding region runs from base 8 to 2341 and encodes 777 amino acids. Gene Ontology annotation, molecular function: DNA-binding transcription factor activity, RNA polymerase II-specific; zinc ion binding. Gene Ontology annotation, biological process: regulation of DNA-templated transcription.
UGAAACCAUGCCGGCCAGCAAGAACCGAGGAUCAACUAAGAAACGCACACACAACCUUGGAGGAUGCUCAACGUGUCGACGCCGACAUGUCAAAUGCGAUCAUGCUCGACCUACCUGCGCCACAUGUCGCAAGGCAGGGCUCGACUGUGGCGGUUAUCCCUCGCAGAUUCGAUGGGCGUCCAUGUCCUACGGGCCGUCAAGGCCGUCUGAACUAUCUGAAGACAAUAGGCCUUCAUCGCAGCCAGGCAAACAAGCCGCUGAAAGUCACGAAGCUGAACAGCGUCCUACUAAGAAACAACAUCUAUCUGUGCCUGAGAUAGCACAAUCCACCAACAGCCCAAACCCCAUUCAACAAGAUGAGGCCAGCAACAUUGUGGUCGAAGACAUGCCCUUUGGCUCGAGUUCGCUUGAUCUUGGGAACAACAGCAUGUCAACGACCGCGACGGUUCAAGACAAUGCGUCGCUAUUGCCCCAAGAACCAGACGUGUUCAACCACUCUUCGGUUGGCUCUAUGUCAGAUCUCGAGUCGCUGUUUGAGUCUUCUAACGGACUGAUCUGGAACGACUUGUUCGACACUACUUUCGACAUGUCCAUGCCUCUUAUUCAUGACCAGCUUCACGAUCAGCCUUAUGGCGAUCCAUUAAGCCUUCUCGCGCACGUUGCGAAUCAGCCUCAAAGCCAUGAUCAUGCGAACCAGACAUUCGACUACCCUUUCACUCCAAACCAGUUCUAUGAAAAGCAGAAUAUAGGUGCGACGAAUAUGCUCUUUGAUUCACAGCCUCCACCGUACGCUCCGAUAGAGCUCGACGAAGCACAGGUACUGCAUGACGCCCAGUACCUACUCCGACACUUUCGAGACAAUGUCAUCCCCCAGUUUGGCCCAUUACCCAUGACCUGCAAGUCGCCCUGGGAGACGCUCAAUUGGAGCAAUGCCGUACAGACUCACGCCGAGUUGACAUGGCUUCAGAGCUCAAAUGUCAAGCAUGCCAACAAAGCGAAUCUAUUCGCGCUUUUGGGUUGCUCUGCUCAUAUGGUUGCUAAGGCAUCACCUUCGUCAAGCGAUUUGGACCCGAUUAGAGGUAUGCAGAUCCUCGAGUACGCUUCCAAGCGAGCCAAGAGACAUAUGCAGGAAUCCUUGAAGCUUGAGACUGCUGGUGACGGCAAGGCAAAGUACAAGGACCAGUUGAUGGCCAUCUUCAGUCUCAUAGUCCUGGCUACCGAGACUGGAAAUGCAGCGGACGCGAGAUGCUACUUGAUCGAUGCCGAGCGCCUCGUAAGACUACGGGGGAUCACGAAGCACAAAGCUUCUCGCAGAGCCCGGCUCCUGCACCAUGUAUACACUUGGCACCGCAUCAUAGGAGAGAGCACGUUCGUUCUGCACGACCACAAGAAUGCUCUGCUACAGGGCAAGAUCGAAAGAACAUUCCGAAAUCAUGCUCCUGCUCCUGUCAUCGGUUCAUGUGGGACCAAUCAAGAUGCCAACACAUCGCAUGAACAUUCGCAGUUAGACGACUUCCUUCGGAUACAGUCCCACGGUACGGACAGCGAGGAUGACAGCGAGGCACACAAGGACAACGAGACUGGACUCCGCGACAUCCAUCUGGAAGACGCUCGUCCUUGGUCCAACACUCUCUACAUGGACAUAUAUGGUAUUCCAGAAAUUUGGCUCAGUUACGUCUCACAGACUACGAGGGUAGCCAAUAUCAUGGAUUAUCUUGACGAGACUUCGGUACAACCGACCAAAACAUUCCAGGAAUGUCUGCAGAGAAAGACCACACAGCUCGAAAAUCGCAUUUGCUCUCUUUCCGCACAGUACAGCAGUCCGGGAGAGUUGUCGCCCCCGCGUGACAACCAGAGUGGAUCUAUGCCUCCAAGGCCAACGAUGGCGAGUCGAGCCAUGAUGCGCGCAAUGACUUCGGCCCUGGUCAUACUGUUCUACCGGAGAAUUCGCAAAGUUCACCCAUUUAUCUUACAAGCUCACGUCAACGACGUUAUUGCAGCCUUGAAGGAUUUCGACCUUGCCCACGAUGUUUGCGACAUCGAGUCGCCUGGAACUCCAUGGCCAGCUUUCAUUGCUGGUUCUGAGGCCAUGUCGGUGACAGCGCGAGAUUGGCUGAUGAGCUGGAUGCAGAAAGGCGCGAUGCAAUCUGCGUGUAAUGGCUUCACCACUUCUCAGCAAGUCAUGCGCGAAGUGUGGGACCAUCGCGACAGGGUCGACAAGAAUUUCGAGAAAGACCCAAACAGUCCGCCUGAGCAGCGGGCAUCUUACAAGAAGAGGAAAGACGUCUACUCCUGGGUUGACGUGUUACGAGAGGGCAACUUCUGGCUCAUGCUAUACUAACAUGGGUGUCGAAAGCAUCUACGAGCGGCAGAGAUAUUCAAGGUUGGCAGCAUAUUAUUGGACUGGCGCUGGUUUCACUACAUACUUUAGCACCGAGAACGGAACAACUUGUGAUGUGUUCGAUACUACAUACACCAUAUUUUACAACUUGGC